This is a messenger RNA of Panicum hallii, 866 nucleotides long. RefSeq names its product translation initiation factor IF-2-like. The record is from RefSeq and is a predicted model, not a curated record. NCBI's taxonomy places the organism in Eukaryota, Viridiplantae, Streptophyta, Magnoliopsida, Poales, Poaceae. The transcript has a single exon. Bases 79 to 654 code for a protein of 191 amino acids.
UUGGGCGCAGCCACCCACACAAUCCCGUUUAGAGGAGAGGAGCUCAAGGGAGGAUCGAUCUGCAUCUGCUGCGCGCCAAUGGCGAUGCCGGGCGCGGGGUCGCUCCGGUUUCUCGGCCUGCUCAAGCAGCCGGAGUCGGGCCCUGACGCGCUGCCGUUCGAGCUAGACGAGCGCGACGUGGUGUGGCCGGCGGGCGGCGGCCAGGACGGGUGGGCCGCCCCGCCGGCGCCCGAGGCGCCCCCGCCACCGCGCGCGAGGCGCCGCGCGCACACGGUGCCGCAGAGCUUCGGGCUGUCGUCCCUCCUCGCCGAGGGCGGCGUCGGCGAGCAGCGCGCGGGGGUGGCCGUGCCCGUGAGGCCGGCGGCGCAGGGAGCAGGCGCCGCCGCGCCGAGGCAGUCGGCGCCGGUGAGGGUGCCGGUGUGGCCGGGGAAAGCGCGGCGCGCGGAGGACGGGCGCGGCGGCGGCGGCAGGAAGGCCGCGGACGAGUCGGACGACGAGGAAGGGGAGGAGAUGGUGCCGCCGCACGUGGUGGCGGCGCGGCGCCACGCGCGGUCGUCGUCGGUGCUGGAGGGCGCCGGGCGGACGCUCAAGGGGCGCGACCUCCGCCGCGUGCGCAACGCCGUGCUCCGGCAGACCGGCUUCCUGGACCUCUGAACAACAAGCCACGGCCUCCAUCAGCAGCAGCAGAUCUCCUCUGCCAUUUUUAGGCAGCCGCUCUAGCCUCUCCAGUACUGUAACAAAACCCAGACCUAAUUUAAUGUCUCUCGCUCAGCACCUGAAUUGAAUUCAAUACAUUGUUCGAUGUUCUACUCUAUGAUCAAUCAAGCUGGACUCAUCUGGCACUAAAGAAAGCCGUGAUUUUGACA